Puntigrus tetrazona (Sumatra barb) is the source of this 1252-nucleotide messenger RNA. RefSeq names its product serine/threonine-protein kinase pim-1-like. Gene Ontology annotation, biological process: negative regulation of apoptotic process; protein autophosphorylation; regulation of mitotic cell cycle. Gene Ontology annotation, cellular component: cytoplasm. The transcript has 8 exons. Bases 1 to 1185 code for a protein of 394 amino acids. Gene Ontology annotation, molecular function: ATP binding; protein serine/threonine kinase activity. The record is from RefSeq and is a predicted model, not a curated record. NCBI's taxonomy places the organism in Eukaryota, Metazoa, Chordata, Actinopteri, Cypriniformes, Cyprinidae.
AUGGACAAAGAGAAAGCGGAUGGAGGACGUGAGAGGACACCCACCGACCGCUCGGUGGAGCUCCAUCCUCGUCCUGACGGCGAGGGAGGCGGGAAAGAGAGAAAGGGAGAGAAAAGCAAGAAGAAGAGGCAGAAACAGAAGUGGUUUCGGAAUGCUCAGGAUGAGCAGGUGGAGCAGGGAGAGGUGGAGCAGGACACGGUCCCAUCCAGGAGGUGCACUGAUGAUCAGACUUCUCUUCAGGACGUCGUAACUACUGUAGAGGACGGCGAUCAUCAGGAGCUUCCUUCCAGUGCUGCUGUUGUCCCUGCUGUCACUGCUGAGGACCAGCAAGUGGAGGACGUCCAGCUUCAAGAUCAGGACAGUCCAGACCGCAUUUGCUGGAAAUAUUGUAUUGGCAAGAAGUUGGGAGAAGGAGGAUGCGGCUCCGUUUUUGAAGGGACCCGCCGUGAAGACGGCCUUCCAGUGGCUGUGAAGUUCACGGUGAAGACAGAGAACGAGCCGUACUUAAGCCUUCCUGAGCAUCCCAGACCAGUUCCUCUGGAGGUGGCCCUAACUCUCAUGGCCAAUCAAGGCCCCAGCUGUCCCCACAUCAUAAAGCUACUGGACUGGGAGGACCAACCGGACCAGUACAUUAUGGUCCUAGAGCGGCCCUCGCAUUGCAUGGACAUGCUGAGUUUUUGGGCGCAUUACGAUGGCCACUUCAGCGAGGAGAUGGCACGUCAUUUCAUGCGGCAGGUGACCGAUGCUGCUGCUGCUUGCUGUUCCAAGAGUGUCUUCCAUCGGGACAUCAAAAUGCCAAACAUCCUGGUCAACGUAGAGACCCUAGAGGUCAAACUUAUCGAUUUUGGCUGUGGAGACCUCCUUAAAAAGACCUCCUACACCACCUAUAGUGGGACAGCAAGGUACUGCCCUCCGGAGUACAUCGAGAAGGGCGAGUACGACGGGAAGCAGGCCACAGUGUGGUCGCUGGGGGUGCUGCUGUUUCGGAUGAUGACCAGACUUUUCCCAGACAGCAGCGACAUCGGUUUGAUGGAUGCCGAUGCGUGGGAAGAGCCAGGCAUCUCCGACGAAUGCUGUCGUUUUAUUCGAGGUUGCCUAAAGAGUGACCCAGAGCAGAGGCUUCACCUGGAUGAGAUGCACUUACACGAAUGGUUUAAGUUAGCCCCUUCAUCCCUCCAGUCCUAGCGCCUUGCGGGGCUGGCAGGCCAUGGUUGCGUCUGGCGCCUUGGCCCGAGACAGUAGUUUAAGCGCC